Molecule: messenger RNA, 5207 nt
Organism: Notolabrus celidotus (New Zealand spotty)
Lineage: Eukaryota; Metazoa; Chordata; Actinopteri; Labriformes; Labridae
Gene: lrrc4ba
Product: leucine rich repeat containing 4Ba
Exons: 3
Coding region: 709-2916 (735 amino acids)
Cellular component (GO): plasma membrane
Molecular function (GO): protein binding
Source: RefSeq, a predicted model, not a curated record
AAUUUGCAAUGUCCCAGCAGCAGCAGCAUGAGCAGCAGUGUAACGUCCCAUCGCCAUCGUCCACUGCCUCCAUCCACCUGAAGAUUUCUCAGACAAUUCUUAUUACCAGUGGUGGCAGCGCAGCAUUUGGAAAGGGUGAAUCAAUCUGAGAGAGAGAGAGGAGAGGGUAGAGAGAGAGAGAGAGGGGGGGAGAGAGAGAGAGAACACAGUGAGGGAGUGAGAGAGAGAGAGAGAGGGGGAGAGGAGGAGAGGAAGAAGACAGCGUCGGCGGCGGCUCUGCAGUGGAAUACGCUCAUAUUUGAGAGGAAGGUGAGAAGCUCUCUCGGAGUACUCGACCAGCCAACCUGUGCGUGCAUGUGGAGCGAGGAGCAAGGGGGGGACAGGGACGUGAAGGCAGCAUCAUGAGAUAAAAAAGUCACUCCUGGGUUCCUCUGACUUCAAAAAAAGCAUCGCUCAAAUCCCCAGACAGCUCCAGAAAAAAAGGGAAUAACAUCUGUUUAUCUGCAUAUUUCUAUGUUUAAAACACAAGAGGAGAAAACAGAGAGAUCGACAGAGGACACAUAACAUCCUCGAGAAUGCAGAAUUAGAUGGAACAAAUUGUCGCUGGAGGACCAAAAGGAGGAUAAACCUUUUUCUCGCUCAGCCACCAGUGUGGAGUCCGCUCACCUGUACCUCCGGAUUAAAGAGCAGGGUCAUGUCCCAGUUGCCAUGCGCAUCCCCACGCUGACCUGCCUCCCCGGCCCCUCCCCCUUCCUCUUUCUAUUGGCCCAGCUGCUACUGCGGCUCCUCCUCCCUGGGCCGGAGUUGGUGGGAGCCGCCUCCUCCUGCCCCUCCCACUGUACCUGCUCCAACCAGGCCAGCCGAGUCAUCUGCACGCGGCAGAACCUGGAGGAGGUGCCUGAGAGCAUCUCAGUCAACACGCGAUACCUCAACCUGCAGGAGAACUCCAUACAGGUAAUCAAGUCAGACACUUUCAAGCACCUGAGGCAUCUUGAGAUCCUCCAGCUCUCCAAGAAUCAGAUCCGUCAGAUUGAAGUCGGAGCGUUCAAUGGCCUCCCCAACCUCAACACACUGGAGCUUUUUGACAACCGCCUCACACUGGUGCCAUCACAUGCCUUUGAGUACCUCAGCAAGCUACGGGAGCUGUGGCUGCGAAACAACCCCAUCGAGACUCUGCCGGGCUAUGCCUUCCACCGAGUGCCCUCACUACGACGCCUGGACCUGGGUGAGCUCAAGAAGUUGGAUUUCAUCUCCGACGCGGCGUUUGUCGGCCUCGUCAAUCUACGGUACCUGAACCUGGGCAUGUGUGGGCUGAAGGACAUUCCCAAACUGACAGCCCUCGUGCGAUUGGAGGAGCUGGAGUUGUCGGGAAACAGGCUGGAGAUCAUUCGACCUGGUUCCUUCCAGGGCUUGGUGUCGCUACGCAAACUGUGGCUCAUGCACUCGCAGGUUUCCGUCAUCGAGCGCAACGCUUUCGACGACCUAAAGAACCUGGAGGAGCUCAACCUGUCCCAUAACUCCCUGCACUCCUUGCCCCAUGACCUCUUCACGCCGCUACACCAGCUGGAGAGGGUCCACCUGAACCACAAUCCCUGGGUCUGCAACUGUGAUGUGCUUUGGCUGAGCUGGUGGUUGAAAGAAACGGUGCCGAGCAACACCACCUGCUGUGCUCGCUGCCACGCUCCCCCGUUCUUGAAAGGCAAAUACAUCGGAGAGCUUGAUCAGAGCCAUUUCACCUGUUAUGCACCUGUCAUUGUGGAGCCACCUACCGACCUCAAUGUCACCGAGGGUAUGGCUGCUGAGCUCAAGUGUCGCACAAGCACCUCCACGACGUCCGUCAACUGGAUCACCCCGAAUGGAACCCUGAUGACUCACGGAUCAUAUCGGGUUCGGAUAUCCGUCCUCCACGAUGGCACGCUCAACUUCACGAAUGUCACCCUGCGUGACACGGGUCAGUACACCUGCAUGGUGACCAAUGCUGCCGGCAACACCACAGCAACCGCUGUCCUCAAUGUCACUGCUGCUGACGCCAGUGUCAACUACACCUACUUCACAACAGUCACCGUGGAAACUGUGGAAACCCCAGGAGAGGAGGAGUCUGCUCUGGUAGCCAUCAAUGAGACCUUCAUUCGUGUUCACCCUGGUCCAACGCCUUCAGGCCACCUCUGGCCAGAAGGCGUUUCUACUACGGCGUCCUCUCUGUCCGCCGGCUGGUCCUCAUCCUCUCCCCGGGCAACAAGACCCACCUUCACUGUGCCCAUCACGGAACCAGGCUUCUCAGGCCUGGAUGAUGUGAUGAAGACCACCAAGAUCAUCAUCGGCUGCUUCGUAGCCAUUACCUUCAUGGCAGCGGUGAUGUUGGUGGUUUUCUAUAAGCUGAGGAAGCAGCAUCAGCUGCACAAGCACCACGGUCCUGCUCGCGCCAUCGAGAUCAUCAACGUGGAGGAUGAGCUAGGGGCUGGAGCCAGCGGUCGGGGUAGCGGUAUCUCAGGAGGCUCUACUAUGACCCAGAGCGGAAACAGUGGAUUAGGAGGGGGCCAGAGCCUCAGGCUGCACCAUCCGGAGAUCGUCAACUUACCAAACCUGGCCCGAUCGGAGCACCUCAACCACUACUACAAAACCCAUCACUUCAACAACAACAUGAUGACCCUGGGAAUGGGCACGGGUGGUGUGGGCCUCAACAACAACAACAACCCCUCCCCUUGCUCACCGUCUCAGAACACGUCCAUACCCUGUUCCCAGAUUCCAACCUCCACCAGUGGAGGAAUGUCCACAGGGGGCACCCUGCCCUCCCCUAUGCCCCUGCCCCAGCUGGGUCUCCACAGUUCUCUCAAAGGCCUUAUGGGGAAAAGCCAGAACGAGCCCCUGCUUUUUAAGAGCGGCUCCAAGGAAAAUGUUCAAGAGACUCAAAUUUGAGUGAGAGCGGAGUAAGACGUAGAUUUUGCUUGAUAGAGACAGUGAGACAGAAAAAGAGCCAGUGAGACCGAGUAAACGAGACUGAUUGUAGCCUACUGUCCUCAUGGACAGAUUCCAGAAAAGAUUAUAUUCACAUAGUUGCUGCUUUGCAUUGUCAGUCUCCUGACAGGGAGAAGCAGUCAGAGAGAGAGAGAGAGGGUGACAGAGUAAAAUAUCAUAUCAGCACUAGUCCCAACAAUAACAUUUGCACAUGCUUUUAAAGUCAAUCAAACACAGACAUAUAAGAUGUACACACCAAACACCAGAGUUGUUUAGUUGCCUGUUAACCCUGCAACAGUCUUUGCCAAAGCGAUGAAGCCAACGCUUUGAUUUGUUUCCACGAUCACAGUGGAACACUAUAACUACUACACAAGUACUGAGCCUCUUUAGGUUUUAUACAGAUCCAUUCAUAUAUUUCCAGACACAUAUAGUUUAUAUAUUUGGACAGAAACAUAAUAUUGGCCAUUGAAGGUGUUGUCGUAUUAGUGUUUGGCAGAGACUCUGGAUAACAAACAAUGGUUUGGGUGAGCAGUAUGGUCCCAGGUUUCCAGGAAGCGCUAACACAAAGCAGAGAAAGCAGAAUUAGAGCCGUGCAACGAUUCCGUCCAGAACACACGUCUGAGACGAGCGCUCUGCAGGGAGACAGAAAACAACACAAAAGUAUAUUUUCAGAGUGGGUUCACUCUCAAUUUCUCACUUUUUUCCCUUUUUUAAAACCUUACUGGCUACUGUCUCCUUUGAAUGAGGACAAAAAAGAAUAGUUUAUCAUGGGGACGAGGAAAAAACUCCUGUGGCUUAAAGGACAAUGAGAGAUACAAAAAGAACCGAAAGUAAAUAUUAUAUAUACCGUAAAUAUAUUUUCAUUCAAAGAAAUAAAUUAUAAAGAAUCUCUAUCAAACUUCUGACUGGAACUACGACGUCUGAAGAGUAGUUGAAAAAAAAAAAAAAAAGAUACACAGCUGUUGUAGUGGCCCUCCCUUACCACUUCUCCAAACUUGAAACAAGACGGCCGCAGCGACUGUGCUACAUUAAGGACACGUGGGAGCGUGGCAGCUGUUGAGAGGGAGCUAAAAAACGUGUUUGGGUGAAUUUAUUUUGGUCUUGACUCUUUUUUUUUUGUAGCCACACAAAAAGUGUUUUCCCCUCUCCUGUCGCAUCCACACAAACAGGGUCAUCGCAGGAGGGACAUCUUAACACCCUGCUGCGAAAAACCAUGAAACACGACGACGACUCUUCAUCAUUUGCUACACAGCAUAGCUAGAGUAAUAAUAAUAAUGAUCAGAAUGGUAAUAAUGAUAACAAGCUUUAGCUUAAUUUGUCAUAACGGCCAUUUAAUAAUGAACAAUAUAUUACUGUAUUAUUACUGUAACGGAAAUGUUGCACAUGCUAGCUUAGCAUGCUAUCUAGAGACACAUGCUAGUUCAACGUAAAAGAUCUUUCACAAAGAGGAUAUGACAUAUUAUUGUUACUAUGUUAUCAUUGUUAUCAUUGAUAUGAGGAUUAUUAUUACUACUUGUGCCUAUAAAUAGCUGAGAUGACAUAUUUUUUCAUAUGUAUAUGACACUGAAGUUGUUUCGUGACUGACCCUGUUGGACUCCGGCUAACGAACAGUGGCGGGACGACGAACUCGGCGUGCCCGCUAAGUGAACUCCUCGCGCAUCAGCAGGAAAUAACCUGGCCCUCAAAAAUGGCUUCCUCAAUCCAGCCCUCACUGACUCGUCUGCUCCGGUGUGUCUGGAGCAGGAAGGACCCCCCUCAUGUUAUCACGCGGUAAAGACAGGACACGAAUCCCCUUUGAUGAAGACUGCUCCUUUGCAGGGGAUUAUUUCACAACUGUAUCUCAGUGUUAUCGUGUGUGAGUGGAUUUCAUGGCAGCAGGGCGCUAAACGGACACUGCCGAGCAUUUUUAAAGGUAAGCGCGGCUCGUUCAGUGAAGCAGGAGGUAACAUGCAGUGCAGUAUACAGUGGUGGGUGAAUUUUUUCUAAAGAAAAAGGACAAUUAAAUGAAAAAAAUAUAGAAGCUUAUAGAUCUCUUUUAAAAAAAAACAAAAUUAUUAUGAUAAGUGUUUUUCAUUUUGGGUUUUUAUCAAGUUUGAUUAUUUUCUGUUUUUUUAAAUCAGGUGUUAUCUUUAUUGUAAUAUUGUUAUUGUUAUUAUAAUUAGCUAAUUACACUGGUUAUAAUUCUGAGAGAUGUUCUGUUAGCAGAGGUCACUUUGAAAAUUAAAAAAACCUGGCACAUACAAUGGCAGUUG